AUGCCGCAACACAUAAAGGGUGAUAAUGUUGAGGCAAGCGAAACACAAAUACGCAUCAAUGGCGUGAACAAAAGGCGCCAUACAAACUCAGUGAUUACUUCUAAAUACACAAUUUUUAAUUUUAUAUUUUUAAACGCUUAUGAGCAAUUUCACAAAAUAUCAAAUAUUUAUUUUUUUAUCAUCGGAGUAUUACAACUGGUUCCUGAAUUAACAGCAACGAAUAGAAUACCCACAAUAUUAUUUCCUUUAUCAAUUGUAUUAAUUGCUAAUGCUAUAAAUGAUGCAUAUGAAGAUUGGAAUAGACAUAGAACUGAUAAAAUUGAAAAUAACAGAGUAUGCUAUGUUAUAAGUGAUGGAGACUUAUCACAACCUAACAUUAGUAGUAAUGUGUUUAUUAAAUUUAUUCAAUACCUAAAAAAUAUAUUAUUUAAAAAAAGUAAGAAAAUAGAUAGUAUUGAAAGUUAUUAUGAUGAUGAAGAAGAAGACGAGGAAGAAGAAGUUAUUGACGAAAUAGCUGAUACGAAUUAUUUUAUUAACAGUUAUGAUGACAGAUUAGAAAAUAUAGAUGGGACAAUACAAAAAAGAUGGAAAGAUAUUGAAGUAGGAGAUAUAAUAAUAUGUAGACGAUCUGAUUUUUUUUGUGCAGAUAUUUUAUUGUUAAGUUCAAGUGAUCCAAAUGGAAUAUGCUUUGCCGAAACAUCAAGUUUAGAUGGUGAAACAAAUUUAAAAGUUAAAGAAGUUAAUAAAUAUAUAUUUAAUAAUUUAACAUAUAAUAUAGAUGAAGCUAUUGAAAAAGCAAAAAAAUUAAGAGGUUACAUUUUAAGCGAAAAGCCAAAUAAAAAUUUAUCUACUAUGAAUGGUGCUAUUUAUUUAGAAAGUGAUGUAAAUACCGAUGUAACAAAUAAUAAAGAAAUUAAAAAAAGUAUAUCUGAAGGAUCAAGCCAUAGAGAGGAAAUAGAAACUAAAAAAGAUAUAAAUAAUAAUUUUAUAGAAAAUAAAUCAAAUGAUGAUUUAAAUAGUUAUAAACAUGAUGAUAAAUAUGUUAAGUUACCAUUUGAUGAAAAAAAUUUUGUUUUACGUGGUUGCAAAUUAAAAAACAUAGAUUGGGUAAUAGGUAUGGCUAUAUAUAUAGGGAAAGAAACAAAAAUACAAAUGAACUCAUUAAAACCAGUUAUAAAAUAUAGUAAACUUGAAAUAUUAACAAAUAAGCUAACUAUCAUUAUAUGGUUAAUUCAAGUAUUUAUGUGUAUCAUAUCUGCAUAUUAUAGUGCUGUAAUUGUUAGUUUCUCAAAAAAGAGCAAGUUUAAAUAUUUGCCAUUUAAUUUAGUAGAUCCCAGAGCACCAAUUGUUAGUGGUAUUGUAUCAUUUUUUUCAUGGAUAGUUAUUACUGCUAAUUUUAUACCUAUUUGUUUAAUUGUUACUAUGAGUUUUGUUAAAGUUGUACAAGCAUAUUUUAUAUCUUGUGAUAAUAAUAUGGUUUAUAAGGUGGAGGAAAAUAUUCCAUCUUUUGUAGAAUCUAGACAAAAGUCUAUGAAAUCGAGAAAAAACUUUUCUAUAGAAAUAGAUGAAACGCAUAAUAAGUUAAAUGAAGGUAAAUCAAUGGUUGGCACUGAUAAAAAAAAUGGUACUAACCCUUCUGAUUCUACAAAAAUAAUACUAAAUAGCGAAGAUGAUAAUAGUGAUAUAUUCAAAAAAAAAUCUACGAGAAUGCGAACUUUUAAAGAGUCUAGAGAAAAAAGUUAUAUAAGUUUUAAUGCAAUACCAAGAACUUCAAGUUUAAUAGAAGAAUUAGGACAAAUCGAAUAUAUAUUUUCUGAUAAAACUGGAACAUUAACAUGUAAUGUUAUGGAGUUUAGAAAAUGCGCAAUAAACGGUAUAUCAUAUGGAACUGGUUUAACAGAAAUUAAAAGAAAAAUUUUAAAAAAAAAUAAUAUUCCUAUUCCUCAGGAACCAGUAGAUUUAGAUCCUAAAAACAAAACACCAAAUGUGAAUAUUGUUGAUAAAAAAUUAGUAAAUCAAUUAAAAGAUGUUAAUCAUUUUAAUCAUGCUUCUUUAAUAUAUUUUUUUCUCCAUUUAGCAAUUAACCAUUGUGUUAUGUGUGAUACUAGUGAUAAUGUGAAUACAUAUUCUUCUAGUAGCCCUGAUGAAGAGGCUUUAGUAUAUGCAGCCAAACAUUUUGGAAUUACUUUUCUAUAUCGAAAGGAUGGAAAAUGUGGAAUUAAAAUAUUUGAUAAGGUAUAUGAAAUAGAUAUUUUAGCUACUGUGGAAUUUACUAGUAAAAGAAAAAUGAGCACUAUUGUCUGUCGAAUUCCAGUCCCAUCAAAUGAAUCACCAGAGCCAACCCCCAUCGACAAUGACGAUAUGUCGCGUCCAAGAAAUGUCAAUGGCGUUACUAAUGAUAUUAGAAAUACUAUCGAAAAAUGGAACAAUGGCAAUUUGACAACUGGAAAAGGUGGGAAUGGUAUGGGAGAUAGCCCAGUCAACUUAUCGACGGAAAAGGAAUUGAAUAUUUCAUCUGCAGCCAUAGAACAAGUCAAGGAUAAUGUGGCCAAUAGUGAUGUGAAAAAAGAAAAGAUGAUAAAUAAAGAAAGUAACAAAAUCGAAAAAAAAAAUAGUAAAGAUAAACAAACGGAAACAAAUAAUGAUGUAAUAAGUUGCAAAAAUACAAAGAAACAUAAAAUAGUAGUAUUUUGCAAAGGGGCAGGAUGUGUAAUUAUAAAAAAGUUAGCGAAAAAAACAGAUGUAGAUGACUUAACAAUAGAACAUAUGGAAACAUAUGCAGAUGAAGGAUUAAGAACCUUGUGUAUUGCAUAUAAAGAAUUAAGCCAAGAAGAAUUUGCUGUAUGGUAUAAUUCAUAUAAAGAAGCAUCUUUAAGUUUAAAUGGUAGAGAAGAAAAUAUAGAAAAAAUUGCUGAAGAUAUUGAAAAAGAUUUAAUAUUACAAGGAGUUACAGGCAUAGAAGAUAAAUUACAAGAAGGAGUCGGUGCAACUAUUGAAGAUUUAAGGCUAUCUGGUAUACAUGUAUGGAUGUUAACAGGUGAUAAAAUUGAAACAGCUAUUAAUAUUGGUAUUGCAACUAACUUAAUAGAUAAUGGUUCUGAACAGUUCAUAUAUACCGAAGAAUUAGCACUCAAUGAAGAUUUGCUAAUGAAAAAAUUAGAUGAAGAUAUAAUAUAUAUAGAAAAAUCAUUAAAUUUACUACAUUUUAAUUUUGAUACAAAUAAAGUAGAAGAAUCUUUUUUUAAGAAAAUGAUAUCUAAUAAAUAUAAAAAUACUGAUAGUUUAGCAUUAGAUCACGAUACAUAUAAAGAGGAUAUGACUUUAAAUAAUAAUGUAUUAAUAGUAGAUGGAAAUGUAUUGGACAUAUUACUUAGUAAACCAUUUGAAAGAAAAUUUUUUUAUUUGGCUGAUAAAUGUUCAUCAGUUAUAUGUGGGCGUGUUAGUCCUUAUCAAAAAGGUUCUAUAGUUUCUUCUGCAAAUAGAUUAUUAAAAAAAAAUACAUUAGCUAUUGGUGAUGGUGCAAAUGACUGUAAUAUGAUUAAGAUGGCUAAUAUAGGUGUCGGAAUAAGAGGUCAAGAAGGUGUACAAGCUUUUAAUUCAUCAGAUUAUGGAAUUAGUCAAUUUCGAUUUUUAAGAAAUUUAAUAUUAAUACAUGGUAGAUUAUCAUAUAGAAGAAUAAGCAAAUUGGUUGUAUAUAUGUUUUAUAAAAAUAUAGUUUUUAUUUUCCCAUUGUUUAUAUAUGGGUCAAUUUCAUUAUAUUCAGGGCAAAAAAUUUACUAUGAAUUUUUAUUACAUUUAUAUAAUGUUAUGUUCACAUCUCUACCGAUAGUUAUAUUAGCAAUUCUAGAUAAAGAUGUUAGCUUAAAUACAGCAUUAAAUAAUCCAUGUUUAUACAAAUUAGGAAUACAUAAUUUUUAUUUUAAUAUCAAUAAGUUUAUAUCAUGGGUUUUAAAUAGUCUUUUUCAAGGAUUGUUAGUAUUUAUAAUACCAUUAUAUUUCUUAGCCUAUUAUAAUAUACCAAGUUCGACUGGAGAACCAUUUGAUAUUUGGUCAAUUGGAUGUGUUACAUAUUUACUAGCAGUUUUGAUAGUUAAUAUAAAAAUAUUGUUAGAAACAUAUUAUCUAAAUACUUCACCAAUUGUUGCAGUUUCUAUGAGCAUAAUUUCUUUUAUUAUUAUGUCAAUAGCUUUUUCAUUUAUUGGCAUUGGAAAUAAAAGUUUUCUAGGAGUGGCUAUAUUAUUGGUUAAGUCUCUUCGUUUUUGGUUAGUUCUUUUGCUGGUGCUAUUUACCGCUUUAACCAGAGAUUAUGUUUAUAAGGUUUACAAGAAAAACUUUUAUCCCGAAGCUUAUCACUUGCUUCAAGAUGAGGAGGAAAACAAUUCAAAUACAAAACAUAUUCAGUAUAGUUCUAAAUGUUCUAAUAACGUGGAUGAAACGAAAUCAUCAAAAUCCGAAUUUAUGGGAUAUGCAUUUAGUGAAGCAGACCCAGUUUGCGUCCAUUUCAUAAGAAAACAGGAUAAACUUAUAUAA
This is a messenger RNA of Plasmodium yoelii, 4530 nucleotides long. Its product is annotated as aminophospholipid-transporting P-ATPase, putative. The transcript has 4 exons. Gene Ontology annotation, molecular function: ATPase-coupled intramembrane lipid carrier activity; ATP hydrolysis activity; magnesium ion binding. Gene Ontology annotation, biological process: phospholipid translocation. The coding region runs from base 1 to 4530 and encodes 1509 amino acids. Gene Ontology annotation, cellular component: plasma membrane. The record is from RefSeq and is a predicted model, not a curated record. NCBI's taxonomy places the organism in Eukaryota, Apicomplexa, Aconoidasida, Haemosporida, Plasmodiidae.